Molecule: messenger RNA, 534 nt
Organism: Cynara cardunculus var. scolymus (artichoke)
Lineage: Eukaryota; Viridiplantae; Streptophyta; Magnoliopsida; Asterales; Asteraceae
Product: monothiol glutaredoxin-S2-like
Exons: 1
Coding region: 95-403 (102 amino acids)
Source: RefSeq, a predicted model, not a curated record
UAUAUAGCUCAAUCAUAUCCGCCAAUCCCUUCUGAAAACCUCUUAUUUCAAUCGUUUUCAUAAUUCUUAUUAUCUCAGUCAUAUUCUUURGAGAAUGGCCAUGGUUACAAGGUUGGGUGCUGAAAAGCCAGUGGUAAUUUUUAGCAAAAGUUCUUGCUGCAUGUCCCACUCAAUUAAGACUCUGAUUUACAGCUUUGGUGCUAAUCCCACAGUUUACGAGCUAGAUGAACAUCCUAACGGGCAGCAAUUGGAGAGAGAGUUGAARGCACUAGGACGUAAGCCAAGUGUACCAGCCAUAUUUAUAGGGCAAGAGCUGAUUGGUGGUCCAAAUGAGAUCAUGACACUCCAUCUCAAGGGUAAACUAGUCAAGCUGCUCAAGAAGGCCAAUGCCAUAUGGGUUUAACUUUUAUAAUAAUAACGAAUAGAAUGACGUAACAGUGUCUUGUUUUUAGGUAAAAGAACUGUUAUGCUUCAGUAGUUUCUGUUAGCCUUMUGGCAAACGUUUACAAUUUAUAUACUAUGUGGUGUCAAUCA